AAAAAAAAAAAAAACGAUUUAACAAUGGUACAAAUUUUACAACGAUUACAGCUUAUUAAAUAUUAACUGUCGAUAAUGUGGAAAUUACUGCAGGAGUCACCAACAGCCUAUGCUAUUCAAUUCAACAAAGAAAAUGGAUAUGAAAUCUUCAUUACAGAUUUUAUCUAUUUAUGGCAUGUUUAUUUCACUGAAAGAACUUUUCUCACGCAACUAAAGGAAAGCAAUGAUGGAAUAGAAUUCGAAAAUGAUUCGCAGCUGUUGCAGGAUGGAAUUAAACUAUUGGUACAACCUGAGAAUCUAAAAAAAGUUAAUGUUUUUGAAGAAAAUGAAAAGAGGAAUUUAUCUAUAACUUUAGUAAUGUCUUGUGGAUUUCCAUUUAAAUUAAAAUGUAGACUUUCCAGAGUAUCAGAUGAAGGGAUGUUCCAGAAAAUUACUCAAAACCUACUGAAGAUAAUCAAUGAUCUGUGGACGAGUCAAACAAUAUUAAGGAACACCUUGAACAAGAAAGAUAAAGAGCUGACUGCAUAUAAAACAAAGUUUGGUGAAAUUCAACACAAACACAAAAAAACUGAACCAUUCAAUGAUGAACUUCACAUGAACACUCACAACAUGUAUGAAACCCAUUUCGGAGAAUCUCCAAUACCCCAUAGUAUUUUACAGAAGACAAUAAUAUUACCCAAACAACCUAUAAAAACUGAAUGUUCCAGCGAGAGUGAGUUACAAACGAUCCAAAUUAAACAAGAAAUUAUGACACCUACUACGGAGGAUCAAAACCAUUUUGCAGUCAACGAUUCUGUCAAACGCGAAACUACAAAAGUCGAUCCGCCGGUAAAUGGACGCGUUUGCGUUAAAAAAAAAAGAAAGGGUCUCAUAUUUUAGAAAAGUAUUAUAAUAUUUCCUUAAUUUAUGCUUUUUGACUGAAGAAAUUACUAAUGAAAUAUAUAAAAAAAUGGCCAUAUAUAAUGGCGUCGUUAUAAAAUAAUAAUAAAUUAAGGUAUGUAAGAAUUAUUAAAAUAAAUAUUCGCAUAUAUUUAUAAACUUUUUUUCUAUUUCUGAACGCUCACAAUAUUAUUGCAGUAAAUAAAUAAUUCGGAAAAUAUAUUUUAAUUCAUAAUUCGACACAGAAAACUAAGUUUUUUUUUAAAAUGUCUAGUUAAUUCCGCAAAAACAGCAUUGCUCAUUGAAAUAAAAGAUAUUGUGUUUUAUAAAACUUUAUUAUACAUAGUAUACUAUGAAGAUCUAGUUUUAGAUAAGUUGUGCUAGUGUAAAAUUGUUACCAAAUACCUAUGUAUUAAUAAAAUUGGAAACUUAUGACAGAUAUUUUUAUAUCAUAGAUAAUAUUAGUUUCUGAAUGGUUUUUUUAAGUAAAAAUUUAAACAAUUAGAGUCUUCUAGCUUUAAUAGUUAUUAAUAAUGAAUUUUGUGUGUAGUAAGAUGGAUGAUAUACAAACUUCCUAGUUUUUUAAGAUUCUACUUCAUUAUUAUGUUUUGCAUUAAAACUCCUUUAUUGAAACCUUGGUAUCAGUUAUUCAAUAACAUUAAGACUUCACAGAUAAAACCAAAAUCUCCAGUUCAAAACCAUCAUUUGGUGAUAAACUUAUGAGUGUGUUUAACACUUCCAUUAUGGAGUAUUCAGACAGACGGUAUUGAUUCAGGCAAAAAAAAAUAAUUAAUUAUUCGCUAUUGAACGUUGAAUGUAAAAUGAAAAACUGUAUUUAUUUGGCUGCCUUUUUUUUCAAUAUUUCAUUUCAUAAUAUUUCAAGUCAAUUGAGAAUAAUAUCAAAUGCGGUCUAUCACAAAUUUAAUAAAUACACAUUACAAUAUCUUAAAUUCGUUUGAUAACGUGCGUUUUUUUUUUAUAAGAAUCUACAGUAAUAUACUAUUUUGCUGAGCAAAUUGGUUGAAUUGCAUAGGCAAUAAAUCGUUAACCCACGAAUCAUUUUGGAGGUACUUUCGUAAAUCUGCAGAAAUAUUUACCACAGCGGAAUUAUUAAUUGAGCAAACUACACCUUUAAAUGCGAUGCCGUGUAGUGCUGACCGUCAGUCUUAUAAUCAUUUAGAAAUACAUUGUACCAUCAUAGGUAAUUAAAAUCAUGAAAUUUGAAUGUUACCAGUAUUAUAAAUUGAAAUUUCCAAAGGGAUAAAUAUUUCAUUCAGCAAACUUUUUGUCACAAAUUCAUUAAAACAAAAUGAAAUUGUGAAGUAUCUCAAAAUGACGAUACAUAUUAAGUAGGUAUUUAAAGUUAUUAUAUUUUUCUUCGUAUUACAUACAAAAAACGGUGCGUUCAGAAAUUGCGACAGUUGUUAAGCGCAAACAGCACACAAUGCGAAAAGCAGCUAAUCAUUAACUACCCUCUUACAAAAAAAAAGUAUAAAUUGUACCCUCUUCUAACAGUUUGAUUGUUUCGGUCAUUACUAAAACUGGCAGCAUAUUGCACGCCUAAGUAUUUCUGCUCUACUCUGCACAAUGUUCGCAUCUUCACGAAGCAUUUAUGCUCUUCCAACACUCGCGUUAGAAUGAGAUAAGAGGACUUUUUGGCGGGAACGCGAAGAGUGAAGUUGUCUGAUUUGUUUUAUUUUGUCUAAUUAGUGUUGCUUCAGGCUUCAAUGUGUAAUAACGGUGGUUUAUUAACUGUUUAAUAUCUGAAAGUGCACAAAUGUGGGAAAAUGAAACAAAGCCGCUGGACGUAACUUCUCGGGAUCCUCCAAAAAGUCCACUGAAAAAAUCUUAGUAAAUGACCACAAUUUUACUGAGAUUUUAAUUCAUCCUAUAUCAUCUCAACUCAUUUAAUUUAAUUUCAUCCCAGUUGAUUAGUGUCUCAAAUUAAUCAUCUUCAUUUCAUUUCAGUCCAUAAUAUCAUUUUUUCAUAAAAAUAUGAAUAGUAUAAAUAAAAAUAAAACAUGACUUACAGGUCUCAGUUACCAGGUCAUAAAAUCUCUUAAAAAAAAUGAGAUAAGACCGAAAUGGAUAUAUACGGCUAGGCUAAUUCCUAGUGCUCGUGGAUUGAAAGCCUAAACUAGUAUUGGAUUAUGUAUAAAUUGUACCCUCUUCUAACAGUUUGAUUGUUUCGGUCAUUACUAAGCACGCCCAAGUAUUUCUGCUAUACUCUGAAAACUGUUCGAAUCUUGACGAAUCAUUUAUGCUCUUCCAACACUCGCGUUAGAAUGAGAUAAGUGUGCUUAGUGCGAGUUUUUUAACGUUCUCGAUAGCGUAAAAGUUAACUGUAUGGAAUGGGAUCGUUCGCCUACGUUUGUCGCUAGGGCGCUGUUCCAACUGCAUACAAAAUCGGGUUAACUUUUACGCUAUCGAGAACGUUAAGAAACUCGAACUAAGCACUAAGAUACUUACCAGACCGAAACGGUUAUAUACGGCUAGGCUAAUUCCUAGUGCUCAUGGAUUGAAAGCCUAAACUAGUAUUGGAUUAUGUAUUUGCAUACAUAUGCAUUUGCAUACAUUGCAUUUGUCUCUGAUUAUGCUCGAUCGAACGACUUUUACGCUACAAUAAGAGGGUAAUUUAGUAAAAUUUGGAAACCAGUGACUAAAUGUUAACUUUAGGCCCAAAGAAUACCUGUUGUCACCUAUGUGUUUCUCUUUAUCUUUCGAUUACCAAAAACUUUAUUAAGAUACAAUAUUGAUUAGGUACAUAUAGUCACUCCCUUCCAAGCUUGUCCAUUUCAAAAAUCAACAAGAUCAUAUUCUAUAAAACUCUCAACCCAUUAAACAAUCCAGCGGCCACAACUUGUCUUGUUGUUAAAUGAAAUGGCCCGUCUAUAAAUAUCAUAUAAUCUAAUGUAAACAGAUCGUGUCCACAUGCCAGAUCAUUGAUUUCUUGACUUCUCAACGCUUUUUGAAUUAUUUUACAAUAUAGUAAUGAUGACGGUAACAUCUAGAGCAAUUCUCCUAAUUUCUUUCGCUUGGAAUAUGUUUCGAACUAUCUGUAAAACUAGAAUUGUUGAUUAUCCGAUUUUGCCGGAGACCGAUCCUGUAUUUUAUUAGUAUUUUUUUUAUUGCCUAGAUAGGCAGUAAUUUUUUUAUUGCCUAGAUAGGUAGUAGGAUAGCUCACAGCCCACCUGGUGUUAAGUGAUUACUGGAGCCCUAGACAUUUACAACGCAAAUGCGCCACCCACCUUGAGAAGUUCUAAGGUAUUAGUAUAGUUACAACGGCUGCCCCGCCCUUCAAACCGAAACGCAUUACGGCAGAAAUAGGCAGUGAUGUAGUACCUACCCGUGCGGACACACAAGACGUCUUAUCACCAGUAAAUACGCAAAUUAUAAUUUUGCAUUUUUGGAAUAUGCAUUCAAUAAAGGUGACAAAUUAGUUCUGGUAGUACAAUACUAGUGUUAUUAUUGUGCAUCACUAGUUGUUUUGUACCAUCCCCUAUUCUUACAUUAUGGUAAUUAUGGUAUUAGGAUAAGACAUCCUUCUUGCGGCUUAAUUGGGAUUUGGUAAAAUAUCUCAUAUUAGGCUACUACAAACACGAUGUAAGGUCAUUCCGAUAGAGGCACCCGUCACGUGCGGACGUGCUCAUCGUCCACUCGAUCGCCCGGUCUUUGUUCGCCCGGCUUUUGUUAGCCCGGCCAUUGUUCGCGCGGCCUGUGUUCGUGAUACAUCUGCCGACCAAGUGUGUUUCCUGGAAGCUUUUAUUUGUUUUGUUUUAGUUAUUUUUGUGUUCGUGGAACAUUUGCCGACAAAGUGGUUUCCUGCAAGUAUUUAUUUGUUUUGUUUCUUUUCGUAAUUUCUGUUUUGUUGUGCUUUUUCUUUGUCCUGUAGUAAUCGCGCCGCAUUGCCACCGUGUUCAAUAGAACCGCUCAGGUCCGAGAAGUUGGGGCCUCGCCGCAAGGCGAGUGUUUUCAAGACCCGGGGCCGCCCCACCUGGGUACUCAGCGAUCAUGGACGCUGUAUUCGCGGAAUUCCUCCGACUUCGCCACCCACAGCUCGCCUCGGAGUUUCUGGCCUUCAAGGCCAAUCACACUGCGAGCCCUCUCGAGGACUCCGCCGCGCUCGCUGCUCCUGCGUCGCCUGUACCUGCGUGCAGAGCUUCUGCAUUGAGCACCGCAGCCUCUGUCGUGCCUGCCGCUCCCGUGUCGCCUAUACUGGCGAGAAAAGCUGCUGCGUCGUCCGCCGUGACCAUCGUUUCAGCUGAGCGAUCAUCCGCGGCCUCCGUCGCGCCCUCUAAAACACCUACACUUGCUCGUAGGUCGCCUGCACCCGCCUCCUCGUGCUCCGACUCUGACUCGGACAUGGAGGUCGACCUCGCCCCCGCCUCAUCGACGGAUGGAUUCACCCUGGUACAGAAGGGUAAGAAGCGUGCCGCGGAGUCUCGAGCUCCCGCGGCCGCUAAAAUUAGCAAAGCCGUGAACGCGUCGCGCCCCCGCCCUCAGACUCCCGUUGCGCCCCCAGCCCGUGCCACUCCGUCGCCGCGUCCGGUGGCACAAAAUAAAACCCAGACCCCUCCCCCGGUUAUCCUUCAGGAGAAGGCAGCUUGGGAUCGAGUUUGCCUGGCCCUUAAGGCCAAAAAUAUAAAUUUCACGAAUGCCCGUAACCUCGCGAACGGCAUUCAAAUUAAGGUUCAAACACCCGACGACCAUAGGGCCCUCUCUUCUUACCUCCGUAAGGAACGUAUAAGUUUCCAUACUUAUACGCUCCAGGAGGAGCGCGAACUCCGCGUUGUAAUACGCGGAAUCCCUAAAGAGUUAGAUGUAGAGCUCGUCAAGGCCGAUCUGUUAGAACAGGGCUUUCCAGUGAAUUCUGUGCACCGUAUGCACACCGGUCGCGGUAGGGAGCCAUAUAAUAUGGUUCUAGUCACCCUCCAGCCUACCCCCGAGGGUAAGAAAAUCUUCAACACACAGACCGUCUGUAGGCUCUCCGGUAUCGCCAUCGAAGCCCCCCAUAAAAAAGGCACUCCUAGCCAGUGCCAUAACUGUCAAUUGUACGGGCACUCUUCCCGUAACUGUCACGCGCGCCCCCGAUGUGUUAAGUGUUUGGGCGAUCACGCCACGGCCCUCUGCGCUCGCGACCAAAAAACCGCGACGGAACCGCCUAGCUGCGUCCUGUGUCGAACACAGGGUCACCCCGCGAAUUACCGUGGUUGCCCCCGAGCCCCUAAAAUAAAUCGCCGCGUCGCCCGCCAAAACCGCCUCCGAGCUUCCGGCCCAGACAUCAAAGCCUCGGCACCCUCUGCGUCGCAGGCUAAGCCAGCGUUCGUUCCGGCGGCGGUGCCCAGUGUCUCGGCCUGGGCAAAACCGCUGCCGUACACGAACACGGCUACAACUCCCUCCUCCGCGAUUCGUCCCGCCCCCGCGACUCGUCCCUCUCCCGCGACUUGCCCUCCGACCGCGUCCGAAAAUCUCGCUUUAGCGAUCGACUUCUUUCAGUCGAUCAACUUUGAGCGCGUUAACGCUUUGGGCGACGCCAUUCGCGCUGCCUCCACUGCACAACACUUUAUCGCCGUUGUGCAGGAAUACGCCGACGUAUACGCGUCAUUAAAUACGUACGUCCUCCCCUCACUCCGCCGGUAAUCAAUGGCGUAUAUAAGUAGAAUAAAGCCCCUAUCCGUAACGAUAGGAUUUUUUAACGCUUACGGUCUCGCAAAUCAACGUGAUCAGGUUUCUGACUUUUUGCGUGACCAUCAAAUUGAUAUCUUUUUAGUGCAGGAGACCCUACUUAAGCCCGCGCGCCGUGACCCUAAAAUCGCGAACUAUAA
Bombyx mori (domestic silkworm) is the source of this 6704-nucleotide messenger RNA. RefSeq names its product nucleic-acid-binding protein from mobile element jockey. The coding region runs from base 4891 to 6519 and encodes 542 amino acids. The record is from RefSeq and is a predicted model, not a curated record. Gene Ontology annotation, molecular function: DNA end binding. Gene Ontology annotation, biological process: double-strand break repair via nonhomologous end joining. Gene Ontology annotation, cellular component: nucleus; DNA ligase IV complex. Lineage: Eukaryota; Metazoa; Arthropoda; Insecta; Lepidoptera; Bombycidae. The transcript is spliced from 5 exons.